Paramuricea clavata is the source of this 621-nucleotide messenger RNA. The record is from the annotation of a GenBank genome assembly. NCBI's taxonomy places the organism in Eukaryota, Metazoa, Cnidaria, Anthozoa, Malacalcyonacea, Plexauridae.
AUGGAUGUUACUUGUUUUAAAUGUGGUAAAGGAAUCCAUGUGCCAGAUGCAACAAGGGCAACAAGGAAACUGGCCCUCCAUUUACGUUCAUGCCAUACAAUAACAGGGCCCAACGAACAACUUGUCUGCAGGCAAAAUGGAUGCCAAAGAACGUUCAAUAUAAUGAACUCAUUCUUAAGUCACAUUAGAAAUCAGCAUUUAAACCAAAAGUUGCAUGCAGAACAUCACGGCAUUGAACAACAUCAACCACACCACAAUGAUCCCAUGGAAAUGGAAAGUGGCAACAGCUCGGAUGAUGACCCUGUUGAUGAAGAUGCAUCUAAUUAUAUGGAGACAUUUAGUGUUGCUAAUCUGAAAAAACUAGCCUUUUCAAUGAUCAUGAGACUGAAGUGUUCAGCAGCAGUUCCUUUUUCGGCUAUUGAAAAUGUUAUGUGCACUUCGAAAGUAAUGUUCCAGAAUACUCUAGGAGCACUAAAGCACAACAUGUUGCAUGUUUUUCAAACACAUGGUGUUGACACAAAUCCCGCAGAUAUUCAAGAACUCUGCACUACAUUUUCUUGCUUUGAAAAUUAUUUACCACUUCUUUCAGUUAUUUACAUUGAUUAUUGUAAUAAUAUUUAG